Messenger RNA from Dendronephthya gigantea, 1860 nucleotides. RefSeq names its product headcase protein-like. The record is from RefSeq and is a predicted model, not a curated record. Lineage: Eukaryota; Metazoa; Cnidaria; Anthozoa; Malacalcyonacea; Nephtheidae. Bases 220 to 1584 code for a protein of 454 amino acids. The transcript has a single exon.
GCACCGAACCUUGGCAACAUGCAGUACAAAAAACACAUCAACUUGUGAAAUAGGUUCCUGCAGCAGGUUCUGGCAGGAAUCGUUUAAAAAUAUCGCGUGAUUUGGACAACAUAAAUUGUUUUUAUUGCCCAAGUUUCCUGGGCAGCUGGCACGAGCCACGCCCGUAUUCAGCAAAAUGUCACCAGACAAAAGAAUUUAAAUUAUUUUCGUUCUUCGCUGAUGGACGAAACGUCAUUUCCAACACAUCACAAUCGGUCUACAAGCGCUUUGGGGAUUAUUACUCACGAGAACCUAACAAUGCCUUUUACACGCGAAGAAAAGCAGAAGGCCAAGGCGGCGAUUUACAACGGAGAAGAGCAGAAUAAGGAUGCGAAAUCUCCGGUAGAAAACGGCCAUGAUUUGGUGGUAGGAGAAGAAGCGAUUGGGCACGAAUGCUGUUAUCCGAAAGGCUGUAUUUCGAGCGAUUCAACGCCAUGGAAUUCCGUUCGUUUUGUUUGUAACAACGAACAGUGCGAUAGAAGCGGUUUCAUGCACGGUGAAUGUGCCGAUGCGUUUGAAGAAGACAUUCUGGCAUACCUUCGAAGCGUUGGGCGGGCACGAAGUUGGUCUGACAAGCAACGAAGGCAAAAUAUAUGGACAAAAAAGGGCUAUGAUUUGAUAUACAAAUGCUGCGCCUGUUCGUGCGGUAAGGGCCAUUUGAAAAAGGAUUUGGAUUACAAGCCGAGCGGCGACGAGGACAGCUUUCAACAAGUUAAAUCGAGACGAAAAAAGAACAAGGCGGCGCAGAAGCCAUUGUUGACAGUCUCCCCCAAUUGCAACGCGACAAGUGGUAUGCCGAAUGCCAGCAAAAUGCAUCAAAGAAAAGCAAGUCAAUCCCCACCCGAGUUCUCUCCUGGCGUAAAGUCGCCCAAUAGAAGGAGAACAAACUCGAAAUCCAAAGAUAUUUUUCAGUUUCCUUCGUCGCCAAAAGGGGAACAGGCAAUCUCAUCGAGCUUCCCAUGGCGAACAGAUUUUGCAACAAUGGUGACCAUCCUUCCUCGACAGAAAAUCAACCCUUGUCACAUCAAGAUGGACGAUGAUUUUACACAAAGCGACGACCCAAGGUCUUUCAUAUUGAAGGCCUUGUUCUCAAACAGUCAGACUGCUGUGAACUGUGUGAUCUGCCAGAGGAAUCUACCAGUGUUUGCAAACUACCCACUGCUUGAUGGUACAUUUUUUCUGUCACCCAAAGAGCUCACAGCAUCUGGCUGCAUCGAGAUGGACUUGCAGUCUCGGACGCUGUACCUCACCGCGGUAUGUAUGCACUGUCUGCAAGGCAAGCCUCAGGCGGUCAAGUGCAAGUUCUGCAAUACAAAAUGGGAUGGGUCGCACCAUCAAAUCGGCACCCUCUACUGGUACGAUAUAUUUGCAGCAUCACCCUGUUGUGAUCGGCGCAACGAAUGCCGAAAAUGUGGUAAACCGGUCGCAAACUCGGAGACGAAACAGUUCUUCUCGGAUUACUCUCGGCGUUUUGAAUGUCCUCACUGUUCCUAUGUUGACUGUCAUUACGUGAAGCCGCUAACCUUAUAUGAACUCACUAACUGAACUACGUACGAACUUCUAAAUCCCCUUUGCCAAUCCCCAAUUGGUUCGAAUUCAGUUUAUGUCUAAGACAAGGAUAAUGUCUUGGUAUUUGUACAUUGUGGCGUAAUUCUGCAAAAUGUUGUGUUGAUAAAGAACAUGCUAAUAUUGUUACAUGACAAGAAUUUGUUACAAAUGGCAAAUUUCUAAGAACAAGAUGUAAUACGCUUUGCUAUUUAUGCCACACCCUAUGUAACUUCAAUUUAUUUAUUGGUCAAAAAGUAUAUCAUGACUUGAAAU